AUGACUGUUGUCUUGCUGGGUUUGGCUGUCUGGUCCAUCCAUUGUGUCAGCAGCGAACCACCCCCCGCAGAAGGCACCCCGUCCCUCCCCGCAUGGCGCUUCACGCAUUCGCUCUACAAUGUCUCCAUCUACGAGAAUUCGGCUCCCAAGACCUACGUGGAAAGCCUGGUGAAGAUGGGCAUCUACCUGGCCGAUCCUCGGUGGACAGUGAAAUACCGGAUCAUCGCCGGGGACGCGUCGAAUGUGUUCAAGGCCGAAGAGCAUGUGGUGGGCAACUUCUGCUUUCUGAGAAUCCGGACCAAGAGUAGCAACACGGCCCUCCUGAACAGAGAGGUACGGGACACGUACGUGCUCAUCAUCCAGGCUUCUGAAAAGUCCUCAGAGAUGGAGGCCCUCACCAGCGUGGCCGUGCGCAUCCUGGAUCAGAACGACCUGAAGCCCCUCUUCUCCCCGCCUUCUUACAGGGUCACCAUUGCAGAAGACGCACCCCUCAAGAGACCCAUUUGCCAAGUGACAGCCACCGAUGCCGAUCUGGGCAGGAACGCUGACUUCUAUUAUGCCUUCAACACCAGAUCGGACAUGUUUGCCAUCCACCCCACCAGCGGCGUGAUCACCGUGGCCGGCAAACUCAACGUCACCCAGAGAGGUAAACACGAACUCCAGGUCCUGGCUGUGGAUCGCAUGCGCAAGCUGACAGAGGGUAAUGGCUUUGGAAAUGUGGCUCCCCUGAUCAUCUACGUGGAACCCUCCUCCAGGAAGCCCCCGGCCAUUGCUUCCAUGGUGGUGACUGAGACAGAUGAUGAUGAGGAUGGCAGCUACGCCACGGUCACCGUGGAUGGCGUGGGGGCCGACGUGGAAUCUCUGGAAAUUGUCAGUGGUGACCCGGGUCAGCACUUCAAAGCCAUUAAAUCCUAUGCACACAGCAACCAAUUCAACCUGGUGGCCACCAAGGACAUCGACUGGGUCGUGUAUCGCCACGGGUUCAAUCUCAGCCUCCAGGCCCGGAGUGUGAACAAACCUUUCCAUUCCCAUAUCAAGGCCUUCCACCUCCCACCGGCCCCGCUGGACUCGCUUAGGUUCGAGAAGGCCAUGUACAGGGUUCAACUUCACGAGUCCUCUCCUCCUGGGAGUCGGGUAGCCCUGGUCAAAGUGACCCCGAUUGUCCCUACCCUGCGGUAUGUCCUAAAGCCAUCCCCUGAUAGCGCGGGCUUUAAACUUAACACCCGUACUGGGUUGAUCACCACUACCAAGGUCUUGGAUUUUCAAGAUGGUGCCCAAUACCAGUUGCAUAUCAGGACCUCGGUGGGCGUGGCCUCCACCACCGUGGUGAUCGACGUGGUGGAUGGUAAUAACCACGCCCCCGUCUUCAGCAGGCCUUCCUACGAGGGCAUAGUGGAGGAGAACCUGCCUCUAGGCAUCCCAGUUUUGACCGUCUCGGCCACCGAUCAAGAUCCUGGAGAGAAUGGCUGCUUCACCUAUUGCCUUGUGGGUCCCCAAGGGGUGCCAUUUACCAUCGAUCCUUUCUCAGGGGUCAUCUCCACCACCAAACCCAUGGAUUACGAGCUCAUGAAGAGGAUUUAUACCUUCCGCAUACGGGCAUCCGAUUGGGGGUCUCCAUUCCGCCAAGAGAAAGAAGUGUCGGUAUCCAUUCGGCUCAAGAACUUGAAUGACAACCAGCCUAUGUUCGAAGAGGUCAACUGUACCGUGUCUCUGCGCCAAGACUCACCGGUGGGCAGGUCCGUGCUGACCAUGUCGGCCAUCGACGUGGAUGAGCUCCAGAACCUCAGAUAUGAGAUCGUGUCGGGCAACGAGCGGGGGUAUUUUGAUCUCCAUCAUUUCUCCGGGGUGAUCUCCCUCAGGCGUUCCUUUACGAAUCUCACUGGUGGCCAGCCCACGAGCUAUUCCUUAAAGAUCACAGCCACCGAUGGCCAACACCAUGCCACACCCACCAUGGUGAAUGUCACCGUGGUACAGGACCCCCGUCUGGAAGCCCCGGCCACCUGUGACAAAACAGGGGUCUUGACACAUUUCACCCAGACCAUCCUCCAUUCUGUGAGCCUCCAGGACCAGGAGUUCAGUGAUGAAGAAGUCGCUUCCCUGAGUACCUAUCAGAUCAAUGACCACGCCCCCCGCUUUGAGGACCACUUCCCUCAGACCAUUGAUGUCUCUGAACAGGCUCCCACCAACACACCCUUGGCCCACCUGGCCGCCACCGACCCCGAUGAGGGCUUCCAUGGCAAACUGGUCUACGUGAUUGCAGAAGGCAACGAUGAAGGUCGCUUUGACCUUGAGCUGGAGACGGGGUGGCUGAGGGUAGCGGCCCCCCUGGAUUAUGAGGCCACCAGUUUCUACGUGCUCAACGUGACCGUGUAUGACCUGGGCACGCCUCAGAAGUCCUCCUGGAAGCUGCUGACGGUGACCGUGCAAGACUGGAAUGACAAUGCACCUCAGUUUCCCCCGGGUGGGUACCAGCUCACCGUCUCGGAAGACACCGACGUGGGAACGACCAUCACAGAGCUGCAAGCCCGCGAUGCUGACUCGGAGGAAAAUGGCAGGGUUCGCUACACCCUGCUGAGUCCCACGGACAGAUUCUCCCUGCAUCCUCACACUGGGGUGCUGGUGGUCACGGGGCCCCUCGAUCGCGAAUCCGAACCCCGCUAUGUGCUCAAGGUAGAAGCCAGGGAUCAACCCAGGACAGGCCAUCAGCUCUACUCGGUCACCGAUUUGAUCAUCACCUUGGCUGAUACCAAUGACAAUGCCCCCCAGUGUGUCCCCGAGCCCAGCCGCCUGAGGGUCCCCGAGGAUCUGCCCCCCGGGACCGUGUUGACUUUCCUGGAUGCCUUCGACCCCGAUCUCGGCCCCUCAGGGGACCUGCGUUAUGUCCUGUUGGAUGAUGUCCACGGAACCUUCCGGAUUGACCUGCUGACGGGGGUGUUGAGUCUGGAGAGAGAGUUGGACUUUGAGAAGUGGGCUGGGUACAAUCUGAGCCUGUGGGUUAGGGACAGUGGAAGGCCCCUGUCCCGCAGGACCCUCUGUCACGUGGAAGUGAUGGUCCUGGACGUGAAUGAGAAUCUCCACCCUCCUCGCUUUGUCUCCUUCGUGCACCAGGGCCAGGUGCGGGAGGAGAGCCCCCCGGGGACGCCUGUGAUGCAGGUGACCGCCCAGGAUGAUGAUGACGGCUCGGAUGGGGAGCUGCAGUACUUUCUGCGGGCUGGUACCGGCCUUGAUGCCUUUAGUAUCGACCGGGAUACAGGAAUGAUUCAGACACUGGCACCCCUGGAUCGAGAAUUCACCCCCUCCUAUUGGCUGACAGUGCUGGCUGUGGACAGGGGUUCGGUACCCCUGUCUGCUGUCACUGAAGUCUACAUUGAGGUGAUGGAUGUGAAUGACAACCCACCCCGGAUGUCCCAAGCUGUGUUCUACCCCUCCGUCCUGGAGGAUGCACCUCUGGGCACCUCUGUGUUGCAGCUGGAUGCCUUGGACCCGGAUUCCAGCUCACAGGGGAAGCUCACGUUCAACAUCACCGGGGGGAACCAUGGGGGAUUCUUCCUGAUCCAUCAAUCCACAGGUCUCCUAUCUACCGCCAGGCAGCUGGACAGAGAGAGCAAGGAUGAGCACGUCCUAGAGGUGACUGUGCUGGACAAUGGGGAGCCCCUCCUGAAGUCCACUUCCAGAGUGGUGGUGAGCAUCUUGGAUGUCAACGACAACCCGCCUGUAUUUUCCCACAAGCUCCUCAAUGUCCGUCUUCCAGAGAGGCUGAGCCCCGUGUCUCCUGGGCCUGUGUACAGGCUGGUGGCUUCAGACCCGGAUGAGGGUCUCAAUGGCAGAGUCACCUACAGUAUCGAAGAGAGCGAUGAGGAGGGCUUCAGAAUCGACCCAGGCACUGGUGUGGUGUCAUCCAGCAGUACCUUUGCAGCCGGCGAAUAUAACAUCCUCACGAUCAAGGCAACCGACAGUGGGCAACCGCCUCUCUCGACCAGCGUCCGGCUACAUAUUGAGUGGAUUCCUCAGCCUCGGCCAUCCUCCAUACCCCUCAUCUUUGAUGAACCCCAGUACAGCUUCACGGUCAUGGAGACAGACCCCGUAAACCAUAUGCUAGGGGUCAUCAGUGUAGAAGGCCGGCCUGGCCUCUUCUGGUUCAACAUCUCAGAUGGUGACAAGGACAUGGACUUUGACAUCGAGAAGACUACAGGCAGCAUCGUCAUCGCCAGACCUCUGGACACAAGGAGAAGAUCCCGCUAUAACUUGACGGUGGAGGUGACCGAUGGAUUCCACACCAUUGCCACUCAGGUUCGAGAUCAAGAGAUGCCCAUCAAGAGGAACUUUGUGUGGGUGACAAUUCACUUGGAAGAUGGAAACUUCCACCCGCCCAAGUUCAUCCAGCCUCAUUAUGAAGCCAGGGUCCCCGACACAACAGUCCCUGGUACAGAGCUGCUCCAGGUCCGAGCCGUGGAUGCUGACCGGGGAGCCAAUGCGGAGAUCCAUUACUCCCUCCUGAAAGGCAACAGUGAGGAUUUCUUCAACAUUGAUUCCCUCCUAGGUAUCAUCACGGCAGCCCAGAAACUCGAUCAGACAAAUCACGGCCGGUAUACCUUGACCGUGAAGGCCGAAGAUCAAGGUUCCCCACAAAAGCAAGACCUGGCUACGGUGAUCAUUCAUGUCUACCCCUCGGACAGUAGCGCUCCUAUCUUUUCACAACCUGAGUACUUCAUCGAGAUCCCCGAAUCCAUCCCUCGUGGCUCACCGAUCCUCCUGGUAUCUGCUACCAGUCCCACAGAAGUGACCUAUGAAUUGAGAGAAGGAAAUAAGGAUAGUGUGUUCUCCCUGAAUUCCUAUUCUGGCCUCCUUUCCACCCAGAAGACCUUCGAUCAUGAGAAAAUCUCAUCUUACCAACUGAAGAUCCGGGGCAACAAUAUGGCAGGUACUUACACCGAUGUCGUGGUCCUGGUUUACAUCAUCGACGACAACGACAAUGCACCUGCGUUCUUCAAGUCCACGUUUGUGGGUUCCGUCAGUGAAGCGGCUCCAUUGCACAGUCUGAUCGUGGAUGAGAAAAACCAGCCGUUCGUCAUCCGUGCCUCCGAUUCGGACAAAGAAGCCAACUCCUUGUUGGUGUAUCAAAUCUUACAACCAGAAGCCCUAAAGUUUUUCACAAUUGACCCCAGUAUGGGGACACUCACCAUUGCAUCAGAGAUCGAUUAUGAGGCCACACCCUCUCUCCAGUUCAACGUCUACGUGCGCGACCAAGGGCAUCCCCUCUUGUUUGCACCCAGGCCUGCCAAGGUCAUCGUCAAGGUCAGAGACGUGAAUGAUUCUCCCCCAAGGUUCUCAGAGCAGAUCUAUGAAGUUACACUCACGGGACCCACCCACCCAGGGAUGGAGCUUCUUGUGGUUCGAGCCAGCGAUGAGGACUCAGAAAUCCACUACAGCAUCAAAACUGGUAACACAGAUGAAGCCCUGGCCCUUCACCCCCUCAGCGGUCGCCUGUCUGUGCUGAAUCCCGCCCUCCUGGGGGCCCCGAGGAAGCUCUCCAUCCGGGCCUCUGAUGGUGUGUAUCAAGACACUGCAUUGGUCAAGAUUUCUCUGGCCCACAACCCUGACAAUAGUUUACGCUUCGAUCGGGAGGUUUAUGGCGCAAGUGUGGAUGAGAAUAGCCAGGAGCGGAAGGCCUUGGUGAUUCUCCGUGUCCAGGGCCACCAUGUGAAUGACACCCUUUCUUUCUUCCUCCUGAAUGGCACAGAUUGCUUUCGCGUGGUCAGGUCAGCAGGGGUGCUGCAAACGAGAGGUGUGGCCUUGGAUCGGGAACGGCAGGACACUCACGUGGUGGCCGUGGAAGUGAGGGACAAUCGUGUCCCUCCCAGGGUGGCUCAGGCAUUGGUCAGGGUCUCCGUGGAGGAUGUUAAUGACAGUCCCCCUGUGUUUCAGCAUCUGUCCUAUUACACAACCAUCCAAGAUGGCACGGAGCCCGGAGACGUCCUGUUUCAGGUAUCGGCCACGGAUGAAGACUUGGGAGCCAAUGGGACUGUCACGUUUGCCUUUGCCGAAGAUUAUACCUAUUUCCGAAUUGACCCCUACAUGGGAGACAUUACCCUGAAGAAACCUUUUGAUUACCAAGCUUUAAAUAAGUAUCGCCUCAAAGUGAUCGCGCGGGAUGGAGGAACCCCUGCCUUGCAGACGGAGGAAGAAGUCCUGGUGAUCGUGAGAAAUAAAUCCAAUCCACUCUUUCAGAGUCCUUACUACAAAGUCAGAGUUCCCGAGAACAUCACGCUCUACACGCCCAUCCUUCAUACCCAAGCGCGGAGCCCGGAAGGCCUCAGACUGAUCUACAAUAUCGUAGAGGAAGAACCCCUGAUGCUCUUUACAACUGACUUCAAGACUGGCGUCCUCACCGUGACGGGACCUUUAGAUUAUGAAUCUCAGAGAAAGCACGUGUUCACGGUCCGUGCCACAGAUACGGCGCUGGGCUCCUUUUCUGAAGCCAUAGUGGAAGUCUUGGUGGACGAUGUGAAUGACAAUCCUCCCACGUUUCCCCAGUUGGUCUACACCACUUCGAUUUCCGAAGGUCUCCCUGCUCAUACCCCUGUGAUCCAACUGUUAGCUUUUGAUCAAGACUCUGGGCAGAACAGUGAUAUCUCUUAUCAGAUCCUGGAGGAUGGAUCAGGGGUCUCUGAUGUUUUCCAGAUCAAUGGGAGUACCGGGGAGAUGUUCACCGCUCAGGAAUUGGAUUAUGAAGUCCAGCAAUAUUUUCACGUGAAGGUCAGGGCUGUGGACAGGGGCGAUCCUCCUCUCACUGGAGAAACCCUUGUGAUUGUCAACGUGUCUGAUGUCAAUGACAACGCUCCUGAGUUCCAGCAGCCUCAGUACGAAGCCACUGUCAGUGAGCUAGCGACCUGUGGCCACUUGGUUCUUAAAGUCCAGGCUCUCGAUCCUGACCUGGGAGACACUUCCCGCCUAGAGUACCUGAUUCUUUCUGGCAAUCAAGACCGACACUUCUCCAUUAACAGCUCCUCAGGGGUCAUUUCUAUGUUCAAUCUUUGCAAGAAACAAUUGGGAUCUUCUUAUCAUUUGAGGGUAGGUGCUUCCGAUGGGGUCUUCCGGGCUGCUGUCCCUGUGUAUAUAAACACUACCAAUGCCAACAAGUAUAGCCCAGAGUUCCAGCAGCACAUUUACGAGGCAGAAUUAGCUGAGAACGCCAAAGUGGGAACGAAGGUGAUCGAGUUAUUGGCAAUCGACAAGGACAGCGGUCCCUACGGCACAGUAGAUUACACAAUCAUCAAUAAACUGGCAGGGGAGAAGUUCACCAUCAACCCCAGCGGCCAGAUCACCACACUGCAGGAAUUAGAUCGAGAAAAUUCCACCGAAAGAGUGGUCGCCAUCAAAGUCAUGGCGAGGGACGGAGGGGGGAAAGUGGCCUUCUGUACCGUGAAGAUCAUUGUCACUGAUGAAAAUGACAACCCCCCACAGUUCAAGGCCUCUGGGUACACUGUAUCCAUCCCGUCCAAUGUCAGCCGGGGUUCUCCGGUCAUCCAGGUGUUGGCUUACGAUGCCGAUGAAGGCCGGAAUGCCGAUGUGACCUACUCCGUUGACUCCCCGGAAAUCCUGGCUGGAGAGAUCGUCACCAUCAACCCAAGCACUGGAGUGGUUAAGGUGAAAGAAAGCCUGGUAGGAUUGGAAAACAGGGCUGUUGACUUCCAGAUCAAAGCCCAGGAUGGGGGUCCCCCUCACUGGGAAUCUUUGGUGCCCAUCCGACUUCAGGUUGUUCCUAAUGAAGUCUCUUUACCCAAAUUCUCGGAACCUCUGUAUACUUUCUCUGCAGCCGAAGACCUCCCGGAAGGGUCUGAAAUUGGGUUUGUUAAAGCCGUGGCUGGUCAAGAUCCAAUCAUCUAUAGUCUAGUGGAAGGUACCACACCCGAGAGUAACAAAGAUGGGGUUUUCUCCUUGGAUCAAGACACCGGGGUCUUGAAAGUGAGGAAACCCAUUGAUCGUGAGUCCACCAAAUGGUACCAGAUCGAUCUGAUGGCUCAUUGCCCCCAUGAGGACACCGACUUGGUGUCUUUGGUCUCUGUCAACAUCCAAGUGGAAGAUGUCAACGACAACAGGCCUAUAUUUGAGGCGGAUCCCUACAAGGCUUUCCUCACUGAGAAUAUGCCCGGAGGGACCACGGUCAUCCAAGUGACAGCUAAUGACCAGGACACUGGCAGUGAUGGCCAGGUGAGUUAUCGGCUUUUGGCAGAGUCUGGUAGCCAGAUCCACGAGCUGUUUGCCAUUGAUAGCGAGAGUGGUUGGAUCACCACACUCCAAGAACUUGACUGUGAGGCCCAACAGACUUAUCAUUUUUACGUAGUCGCCUCUGAUCAUGGACGGACCAUCCAGUUAUCUUCCCAAGCCCUGGUUGAGGUCUUCAUCACCGAUGAAAAUGACAACGCUCCUCGAUUUGCUUUAGAAGACUACAGAGGCUCGGUGGUGGAGAAUGGUGAGCCAGGAGAACUGGUAGCAACCUUAAAGACUUUGGAUGCUGACAUCUCUGAGCAGAACAGACAGGUCACCUGCUACAUCACAGAGGGAGAUCCCCUGGGCCAGUUCAGCAUCCAUCAAGAUGGCGACGAAUGGAAGAUCUCCUCCAAAGAAACCCUGGAUCGUGAGCACACAGCCAAGUACUUGCUCAGAAUCACAGCGUCUGAUGGCAAAUUCCAGACUUCGGUUCCCGUGGAAGUCUUUGUCCUGGACAUCAAUGAUAACAGUCCACAGUGCUCCCAGCUUGUCUACACUGGCAAGGUCCGUGAAGAUGUCUCUCCAGGACAUUCCAUUUUGAAAGUUUCUGCCACGGACUUGGAUGCAGACGCCAAUGCUCAGAUCACAUAUAGUCUGCAUGGCCCUGGGGCGAGCGAAUUCAAGCUAGACCCUCACACAGGGAUGCUGACCACACUCACGGCGCUCGAUCGCGAGCAAAAGGAUGUGUAUUACCUCUUCGCCAAGGCCACAGAUGGAGGCGGCCGAUCGUGCCAGGCAGAUGUGACCUUACACGUGGAAGACGUCAAUGACAACGCUCCUCGGUUCUUCCCCAGCCACUGUGCUGUGGUUGUCUUCGAUAACACCACGGUGAAGACCCCUGUGGCUGUGGUAUUUGCCAGGGACCCUGACCAAGGGAUCCUGUAUGUCAACCAGAGCCUGGACUUUGAGACGAGCCCCAAGCACUUCCUGUCCAUCGAGUGCAGCCGCCAGGGCUCCUCCUCUCUCAGUGACGUGGCCACCAUUGUGGUUAACAUCACAGAUGUGAAUGAGCACCGUCCCAGAUUCUCCCAGGAGCGCUACAGUGCCAGUGUGCCAGAGAACGCCUUCGUGGGCAACGUCAUCCUCACAGUGUCAGCAACCGAUGAGGACGGACCCCUAAACAGUGCGAUUACCUAUAGCCUCGUAGGAGGGGAUCAGCUCCAGCACUUCACCAUCCACCCCAAGAAGGGGGAGCUGCAGGUGGCUAAAGCCCUGGACUGGGAGCAGACGUCCAGCUACUCCCUGAGACUCCGGGCCACGGACAGCGGGCAGCCCCCACAGCACGAAGACGUCGAGGUGGACAUCCACGUGGCUGAUGUGAAUGACAAUCCCCCAAGAUUCUUCCAGCUCAACUACAGCACCACGGUCCAGGAGAACUCCCCGGUUGGAAGUAAAGUCUUACAGCUGAUCGUGAGUGACCCGGACUCCCCAGAGAAUGGCCCGCCCUACUCCUUCCGGAUCAUGCAGGGGAACGUGGCUUCCACAUUCCGAGUGACCCCAGAUGGGUGGCUGGUGACCACCGGCGCCCUGAGCAGGAAAGCCCAGGAGCGGUAUCAGCUUCAGGUCGAGGCCUCCGACAGUGGCAUUCCUCCCCUGUCUUCUGUGACGUGGGUCCAUGUCCACGUCACAGAGCCCAGCCACUACCCCCCCUCCGCCCUCCCACUGGAGAUUUUCAUCACCACCGGGGAGAGGGGGUUCCACGGUGGCGUGGUGGGGAAGAUCCACGCCACGGACCGAGAUCCUCAGGACACGCUGACCUACAGCCUAGCAGGCGAGGAGACUCUGGGCGCUGGCUUCUCCGUGGGGUCCACGGAUGGCAAGAUUCUCGCCACCCAGGCACUGCCCCGUGGCCGCUACUCCUUCAACAUCACGGUCAGUGACGGCACCUUUGCCACCACCACUGGGGUCCACGUCCACGUGUGGCACGUGGGGCGCGAGGCCCUGCGCCAGGCCCUCUGGGUGAGUUUCCAGCAGCUCACCCCGGAGGAGCUGGUGAGCGAUCACUGGAGAAACCUCCAGCGUUUCCUCAGACACAAGCUAGACAUCAAACGUGCCAACAUCCACCUGGCCAGCCUGCAACCUGCCCAGGCCGGGCCUGGCGUGGAUCUGCUCCUGGUCUUUGAGGAGCCUUCUAGAACAUUCCACCACCUGCAAGAAUGGGCGUCCAGCUUGGUUCACUCGGCCAAGGAGAUGGAACAGUCGGUGGGGAUUCAGAUAAGGUCGGCCCUGCCCGUGGGGCCUUGCCAGGGACCGAGCUGCCAGGAUCAGUCAUGCCAAAUGAUGGUGCAUUUGGACCCCAAUGUGGGGCCCCCCUAUAGCACAGCCAGGCUAAGCAUCCUCACGCCGCGACACCGUCUGGAGAGAAGCUGCUCCUGUAAUGGCACGGCGGCCAGGUUCAAUGGUCAGAGCUACGUGCGGUACCGGGCGCAGGCUGGGAACUGGCGCAUCCGUUUCCACAUGCAAACACGCCAGCCUCAGGCCAUUCUCCUGGUCUCUAAUGACUCGGCAUCCAUUUCCUUGAAGCUGGCCAGGGGUGUGCCCCAGCUGGAAUACCGCUGUCCAGGUGGUUUCUAUGGUAACCUUUCCUCCAGGAUCCCGGUGGAUGACGGCGAGUGGCAUUCCCUGGGGCUGGAGUUGACGGACGCUUGGGUUCGCCUGCUGACCGACAGCUCCGGCAAAGCCUCACUCAUCAUCCCGGAGAACUGCCGAGGCCUGGGGCCGGAGGAGAGACACCUGAUCCUGGGAGGCGGCCCUGUGCCUUCCCACGCGUCCCCCAACGUCACCCAGGGUUUCCAAGGCUGCCUGGAUGGCCUGGUGGUCAAUGGCAAGGGGCUGGAGCUUGUGGGUCAUGCAGAGAGGACGGCAGGCGUGCUGGAGAGAGAGGCCCUCAGCCCGUGCUGCCCACGCAGUGACGCCUGCAGCCCAGACCCCUGCCUCAACGGGGGGACGUGCUCUCAGGUCCCCGGGACAGGCUACGUCUGCAGCUGUGCCCCACCAUUCUCCGGGCGGCACUGUGAACUACAGAGAGAGAAUUGCACUUCCGUGCCGUGCCUGGAAGGGGGGACUUGCAUGCCCUCCCCGGAAGGAACUUCCUGUAACUGCCCUCACCCCUACACAGGGGACAGGUGUGAAAUGGAGGCCAGGGGUUGCUCAGAAGGACAUUGCUUAAUCACACCCGAGAUCACGCGGGGGGACUGGGGACAGCAGGAGUUACUGAUCGUUAUCGUGGCCAUCUUGGUCAUGGUGGUGAGCACGGCUGGCUUUCUCUUCUACUGUCGCCGCUGCAAGUCUCACAAGCCGGUGACAAUGGAGGAUCCCGAUCUCCUCGCGCGGAGCAUCGGGGUAGACACCCAAGCCCUGCCAGCCAUUGAGCUCGACCCUCUGACCACCAGCUCCUGCACCAACUUGAACCAACUGGAGCCCAGCAAGACUUCCAUUCCCAGUGAACUGGUCACUUUCGGGCCGAACUCGAAGCAGCAGCCAGUGGUCUGCAGCGUGCCGCCCAGGCUCCCGACAUCUACUGCGGUCCCUCCACAUCCGGACCACAAGUGCAUCAUGAAGAGGACCUGGUCAGGCGAGGAGAUGGUGUAUCCCAGCAGAGCUGCGGUCUGGCCCCCCACUUACUCCAGGAGCGAUCGCUGGCAGUACGCUCACUCCGAAGUGUCUCAGGAUUCUCGGCCACCUUCCCCCCAACAUCGUGCAGCCAUGAUCCCAGAGCCCGCUGGUCUCUACGGGGGGUUCCCCUUCCCCCUGGAACUGGAAAACAAGAGGGCACCCCUCCCACCCCGUUAUAGCAACCAGAAUCUGGAAGACCUGAUGCCACCGCCCCCCGCAGCCCCCGGCCCCCGUGAACCUCUGCUGCCGCCUUCUCUCAAUGAGUACACGGCCAUCAGCUACUACCAUUCGCUCCGGCAGGGAGGGGGCGGGCCCUGCCUGGCAGAGGGCGGCUACAAGGGGGUGAGCAUGCGGCUCAGCAGGGCGGGACCCUCGUACGCUGACUGUGAGGUAGAAGGGGGACCUCCUGUGGGUCGGGGCCAGCCCCGAGCCCCCCCCAAUUAUGAAGGUUCAGACAUGGUGGAGAGUGAUUACGGGAGCUGUGAAGAAGUGAUGUUCUAGCUUCAUGUUCUCAGAGGAAGAUGAGCCGGAGAUCCUUCCCCCCCAUCUUCUAGU
Dipodomys ordii (Ord's kangaroo rat) is the source of this 12441-nucleotide messenger RNA. It is a transcript of the gene Fat2, whose product is annotated as FAT atypical cadherin 2. Gene Ontology annotation, biological process: homophilic cell-cell adhesion. NCBI's taxonomy places the organism in Eukaryota, Metazoa, Chordata, Mammalia, Rodentia, Heteromyidae. Bases 1 to 12387 code for a protein of 4128 amino acids. Gene Ontology annotation, molecular function: calcium ion binding. The record is from RefSeq and is a predicted model, not a curated record. Gene Ontology annotation, cellular component: plasma membrane. The transcript is spliced from 21 exons.